UUGGCAGGUAGCAUGUCCAUACGGGAUGUUCAUUUUGUUUUUAAAAAAUUUGCUUAUUGAGUUGAGAAACUUUAAGUUUUAAAGACUGAUUUCAGAAACUCUUUUUGCUUGAGUGAAGUUAAGUUUAAAACGUGCUCCUGUAUAAGUGAAGUUAGAAAGUAUUCCUGCUUUAGUAAAAAAAAGAGUAGACAUUGAAGAAAAAAAAAGAAAAAAUUGUUUUAAAACAAUUUUAUUUUGUGACGAGACAUUGCUGAAGAGUUUACCAGGACGCUAAUUUUUUCUAAUUUGCUGUUGGAAGAGACUAUCAGCAUCUAGUAGAGAAAAGUUUGAAGUGCAAUCUGUUUAAUACAUAUAAAGUCUAAUCGCAACGAACUAAGCUGUGUGUUCCGUGCUGUAAAACAUUUCAGAACUUGUUUAAUCUCAAGGUCAGUGCAUUUGAUCUUAAUCUUCUCCGGAAUACAUUGGUGAAGGUGUUCAAAAUGACUGCAUCUGCACAUGGUUUCCCGCCAAUGCCUGGCGUACCAAAAGGCGCGGCACGGCAUCUGGACUGCGUUAAGAAACUGCGGCUCAAGGCCAGAAGAUUCCGGAAGCGGUUGUCGAUUCUUCUGCAUACCCAUGUCGUCCUCAUUUUGGUGAGCACCUUAGCGGCACUGGACGCCUCGUGUGUUAUCGGACAAAUCAUCUGUGAUAUCCUUAUCAUGAAAGAGGAACUGCACGAAUGGCACGAACUAGACGCCAACCUGACGAAAGUGCUCAUAGUGGAAAUACCCCGCCUCAACUCGAGCCACUACGACUACAUGAAUUUGGAAAAGAUCUACGAGAUCCUCACGGAAGGAAACCAUGGCAGCUUCACUGGACUCGGGAGUCACAGCAUCGUGGGCCAUUCUCUUCCUGUCGACCUCGGCCGAUCUCAGCACGGCGCUAACGACCAGGACGCGACGAGGAGGAGAGAAAACAGAACCAAGUUUGGAGACUCUGCGAACAGGUUCCUCAGAGGUAGACAGAAAAGAUCUGCUGGUUCGGACUCUCACGGGAAAGCGGAGGAACACUCUUUGCUGGAGGAACUCACACACGCCUUCCAUCUGGGCAGUAUGGCCAUCCUGUCUGCUCUGUUGCUAGAGACAAUAUUGAAAUCAUUUGCAAUGGGAAGAAAGAUUCUGCACCACAAACUCGAGUGUUUUGACUGUUUCGUCGUUGCUGUGUCAUGGUCCCUGGAUGUUGCCUUCUGGGAAGGAAUCUGGGCGAAACCUGGAACGGAAGCUGCCACCAUUUUGAUUUUCAUUCUUCCCUGGCGAGUGGUCAGGAUAGUGAAUAGUUUUGUCCUCGUCAUACAACAGAAAGACCAUGUCCAACUGAAGAUCAUUAAACAGAGAUUGAGGGGCUCGGUAAAGAAGACGAGAGAACUUGCUGAAAAGUCAAAUUCAUACAAGUUGGAAACUAAGCAUCUUCAGGGAGUUUGUAGAAAACACGGCGCUACAGAAAAAGAGAUCCACGCCUGUGGUCCCGGAGAUUACUGGUCAAAGAAAAAGAGAACUUCCAUAAUAGGAAAACGAAGAAAGAGCAGCAUCUUGCCAGGACUAGAGAGCUUUGCGUCAUUGGCGUUGGCCAGCGCACUGGGAAGUCACCCUAGUCUAGCAAUGGACUCGUCGUCAUCAGACGAAGAACACGAACGCCCGUCAAUUUCCAAGCAGGUUAGCUUGGAUCCGUCAUUACUUACCUUGUCGACCGGAAGUCUGUCUUCUGACGUCACGUUCGUGAUCCCCUCAUGCGAUGACGUGUCCAGUGGGCACGACAACCCCGUGUUCGAGGACGACAUGUCGUUGCCUACGUACGAAGAGGUCACCAUGCCCCAAGACGAGGACCUGUACACCCAUCUGUAAGAUGCGGAUCUUGCGUUUGAAAUAACGAUCGCUUGAAUGGCACCUUCACUCCCUAGAGUCUACGAACUGUGAUAUCAUACUUUCAUGUGAUCUAGGGUCAGCUGCAUAAUACAACGUGUGUUAAUAAGAGUUUAUGUAUGUUACAAGGCAUUCUGUUGGACGGUGUGUGUUCUGUACUCUUACAAAACAUCUCAUUGGACAAUUGCGUGUAUAGUGUAUAUAUAAUAUUGCAAGACAUUUCACUGACUUAGUGUGCGCGUAUGUAUGUAUAUCACACAUAACACACAUCAUUAUACAGGACAGCGUUGUGUAUAUAUAAUGUUACAAAACAAUUCACAGAACAAGUAUGUAUGUGUGUGUGUGUGUGUGUGUGUGUGUGUGUGUGUGUGUGUGUGUGUGUGUGUGUGUGUGUACAUACACAUCAUAAAAAUUACACAGGCCAAUGUGUGUAUAUAUAAUGUUACAAAACAUUUCAUUGGACAAGAAAGUAGUUAUAUAUUGUUAGAAGAUAUUUCAUUGGACAAUGAGUGUUUAUAUAUUGUUAGAAGACAUUUCAUUGGACAAUGAGUAUUUUUGUCCAUUUACUCCGUAGCAUUAUUGAUUAGUUACUAACACCAAGGCAGAUCACAUAAACAAUGUUAAUAUGCGUUAACAGUUCUAAUUUGAAACAAUGGAUUGAGAACGCUGCCGUGGUUAGUCUAAACUCUUACCGUGACUCUGGAAUUCAGAUGCCUUCGUCGCUACAGAGGUGAUGACGUCAGAGUAUGAAGAUAUUGCGCCAACAGAUAGAGCUACUAGAGUUUAAAUAGUAAAUGAGUACUAGCUCGAGGAUGGAAAACUGAUAGACAAUGCUGCUCUGUGGCAGCUGUUCGAACUCCUUGUGGAUUGGUCAGCACUGACAUUGUGGGCGGAGUUGUGGGCGGAGUUAGGGUGUUAUUGAAGAAAACCUAUCAUUAACUCUUGACCUAAUUCAUAAAUAUUAAUGAGGCAGCCGAACACUGUACGAUCCAGCAACUAAUUGGACUUUUAUAAGAAGCGAACCCGUGAUGUGUUACGGAGAGUGUAUUUAUCAACUGUUGUCCGUGUAUGUUUGAUAAAAACAGAUUGCAUAUAUAGUGCUAUACAAAUAUAUAUCAAAUCAUAUUAAUAAAACCAAUGUCCUGUUGAUCUUUGUUCAAAGGAAGACUGUGUGAAUCCAUUUGUUCUUGCCAUAUUCUUAGAAUUCGAUGACGUAUGACUGAGCCAAAUAAUAUAAAUGCAGGUUCGCUGCAGAGAGAUUUACGAAAUCAAAGUUCCACGUACCGUACAUAUCUCAUUACAACCCGAUGAUCUUUCUGUUUCAAACUCUGAACCCUGCGAUUAUUCGAAAUCCUAAAUGCAAAUCGAAAGCCGGCUUUGAAUAUUUGGGACAUAAUUAGUGGAAUUUAUGAAAAUAGAUUUAUCUAUAAGUUAUGAGCUGGUAAUUAUGUAUAUGUUAAUAAUACUGAGCUCAGGCUGCCAACUACCUGUCAAGACUUCUACGACUGUUCAGUUGCUAGUCUGAGCGUUCUUACGACUUCUACGACGGCCGUCGUAUCCGAUUCAAAACACGAAUCGGACCCGAUAUUUGUUGCUAGUCUGAGCGCGCAUCACAACUCAAAGCGACGCCAAGUUGUUAGUCUGAACUCAAAGGUCGAGUUGGCCAACUUUCAGCAGGCAGUUGACAGUCUGCGCUUAGCAUAGGCGUGACAGUUGUUCAUAUUGAGUGGCAUUACCGCAGGUUGUUCUUUGCCAGCCAUAGUUUAUUUCAAACUAAUGUUUAGUACAAUGCUUGACUUCGAUUUCUAAUAUGUUAGAGAUAUGGCUGAUGCGGUUUCUAUUCAAGACCCAGCCUACAUUCAGGGAUUUACGGUAUUGUAAAAUACAGUAGAAUCUCGUUGGGUCGAACUCGGAAUGGUCGAAUACACCACAACACUCAAACCAAAAACGAAGUCCCGAGUUCCACUUACACAUUGGUGACCAAAUGGUUGGGUCGAACUACCCGAUGGGUCAAACACUUUCUCGAGCAUCAUCGGGGUUCGAGCCAACGGGAUUUAACUGUAUAUAUUGUAAAUAGGAUGUUACGACUUACCAAGGUUGGUCCUCAAUGGUUCUGUCGAAAUGUAAUGUUUAUAUUUCAGGUAUCCUUAUUCAUUACUCCAUUUCACUGUUUUGCUCAAUGUUUUUUUGUGCAGUGUAGUGUUGUAUUUUAUUGUUUUCGUUUUCAAUUAUGUUUAUAAACAUUGUGAUUAAUUUGCAGCAAAGAUAGCGAGCAAGACUUGUUUUCGUAGCCAAAUUUAUUUGUGUGUAAAAACAACUACAACUACAACGACGACAACGAAAAUGUUUAUAUAAUUACUGUAAUGUGUAAGCUGAAAGGUACAAGCAGGUGGAACCAAUGUUAAAAUACCUCAUUUGCAUAUGUUUCCUGGUGAAUGAAACGAGACCAAAAUGCAAAUCUCAUCAAAUGCAUUCAUGCUUUAAAUAUUAAACAACUUUAUACCACAUUUCUGAAGACCACAAAGUAUACGUCUGCAGGUAUUUUCCUGCUUAUAUUUGACUUAGGUUCAAGCUCGCUUUCUUGGGCACACACCACAGCCGCAUGAACUACCUAUCAAAAUCAUAAUUAUGUUAUAGGGUUAGUGGAAGAGUUAGUUUGUUUUGUUUAACGACACCACUAGAGCACACUGGUGUAUUAAUCAUCGUCUAUUGGAUGUCAGUAGUGUAAGAAAAGAGAUACAAACAAAUAUUCUGCCACGAGUCCAAAUUUGUCUUUGUGCCUUGUCCUACGUUGAGUCCAGAUGUGAAUUUGAAACUUGGUAUUUAUAGAAUCUACUGAUGUCUCAUUUUAACAGUUGACUCCAAAACUAAGUGUGCCAUAUUUAUAUUGAACAAUGUGUUUUAACAAAAUAUGCAAUAGAUGACGUGUAUUUGUGAUAUUUAAACGGAAGCGAUAGCUGUGAGUAAGUGAUACUGAUUCAAUCAUUGGUGAAUGAUUUAUGACAAGUAGUAAAAAAAAAAUGGUAAUGUUGUAAGUAUCAACUUCAUUAACACGUUGAAGGAUCGAUAUAUCAGUGGUUCAAGAUAACCAUAGUAGUUACUGGUGAACAUUAUAUCAUAUAACAAUAUUUGGAAUUCGAAAUAUUCGAGGCUGUCAACUUUACAGAAGUCGAGAUAACGACGUCUGACCAUUUGUUAUUCACAACUUACUUCUGACUAUAUUUUAGUUUCCAAAAAGUGCUACAUGUUUUAUACCUUAAAUAUUGUGAAAAGAAUAUUUAUAAAUUCAACAAUCUAUUAGCAUUGUAGGUUUAAGGUCAGUCGAAGUCGAAUUUGACAUAAAACCACGAAUUUCAGAAAAUAGUUCUUGAAAUAAUUCUUCUUUAUCAUUUACAUACUCAUGUUGCAUCAUAAUAAGUGCUUUGUUACUAUUGUGUCGACAAUGUUGUUUGUUAUUAGUUAACCACGACAAUGUGAACUCAGUGUAUGUAUAUGUAUGUAUUUCUGAGUGCCUUGUCAACUUCUAGGAUAUGAAAUUAUGUAUGAUUUUUAUUUAUUAAUCAUAUAUGAAAAUAAAC
This is a messenger RNA of Gigantopelta aegis, 5476 nucleotides long. RefSeq lists its product as uncharacterized. The record is from RefSeq and is a predicted model, not a curated record. The coding region runs from base 480 to 1880 and encodes 466 amino acids. The transcript is spliced from 11 exons. NCBI's taxonomy places the organism in Eukaryota, Metazoa, Mollusca, Gastropoda, Neomphalida, Peltospiridae. Gene Ontology annotation, cellular component: plasma membrane. Gene Ontology annotation, molecular function: voltage-gated proton channel activity. Gene Ontology annotation, biological process: proton transmembrane transport.